GAGGAGCCACGAGCAAAAUAUGCUAAAGAAGUGUGACUUAUUUGCAUAACAGCCGAAAUGGAAGAAAUGCGGAUUGGCCGGCGAAAGCGCAGUUCGCACAGCCAGCUCCUCCUCCUGCUUCGCUUUCGGAGGUGUGGCCAAAAGUGAGUGGGUGGAGAGUUCGAAGCUCAUUUGCAUAACGGCCCAGCGCGUGCUGUAGGCUGUAUAUUUUUUUUUGAAUCGGCGGCGGCAGUGGAGGCAGACGGAAGCGCUUGUGGGCAACGCUCUGAAACAGUGGCGACCGAGAAGUCGUAAACGCAGGUUCAAGAUGGAAAGCAAUGAAGAACCUCAAAAAAAAGUAUUUAAAGCCCGCAAAACAAUGAGAGCGAGUGACCGACAACAACUUGAGAGUGUGUAUAAGGUCAAGGAGGAGCUUUUGAAGACCACUGAUGUCAAACUGUUAAAUGGGAAACAUGAAAAUGGGGAUUCAGAUCUCAAUUCCACUUUACUCACUACUGAUUGUCCUGAAGAUAAAGAAGUAAAUGGGAUAGAGGAUUUAGGCGUUGACUCUGAAGAAGGAAGCAUGGAGUCUGAAGAAAUCACUUGUGCCCAGAAUUCUGACAUCAAAGAUAAUGAAGCUAGUGAUCUGACCCCCACACUUGAAACUCCUUCUCCUAAGAACAUUGUUUCUGGGCAUGAUCACGAGGAUGUUAACAUUGCUUCAGGCUCUGAAAUCCAGUUGCUUGAUUGUAAGAAAGACAAUGAGACUCAGGAGGAAGUUAAUACGCAGGAUGAUUUAGACCCUAAAGAUAUUUGUGUGAAAAAUAAUUUGGAUCAGAAAUCCACACCAAACCAGCCUGAAGAGGAAAGUAAAAAAAUCUGUAAUCCUGAUGACUGCAUAGCAAAGUCAUUAGAAAGUAAAGAGUUAGCUCUUGCACCUCAUUUGCCUAUGGAAGAGGAACAGAGUGCAGAGGAAGCUGUUGUAAAAGAGAACAUUGGUGAGGAAACAAUAUCUAGCAGCUUAGAUGCAGAUGAAAGCCCCAAAGAUGAUGUCCACUCUGCAGAUGUUUUAGAGACUAGCGCUCAAAAAGGGAUAGAGGAUGGACCAAGUGAAAGCAUCUUGGGGAAUGCAGGCACCAUGGAAACAGAUGAAAUUAUUCCAAUUUUAGAAAAGCUUGCCCCAGCAGAUGAAAUAAACAAUUUUUCCAAGUCCAUCUUGCUUCCAGGGGAAAAUCCAGAUAUAGAUAUAGAAGAUAAAGCAGAACACUCAAUAAAUUCUCCAUCCAAACAUGAAAGCAGUGAAAAUUUGCCUAGAGAAGCUUUCUUGGUGCUUUCUGAUGAAGAAGAGAUCUGUUGUGAGAAAGAAGCUGAUGCAGUAAUGCCAAACGAAUCAAAUCUUUCUGAAGGUAAAGAGGAGGAAAAAGAAAAAGGUGUGGACAAAUUGGAAGAAAGUGAAAAUAAUGAAGAAGAAAAACGUCCAGAAAAAAGUGAGGUAUCAAGAAGAAAGCGUUCCAAGUCAGAGGAUAUGGACAAUGUUCAUUCUAAACGACGGCGAUAUAUGGCAGAAGAAUAUGAAACAGAAUUUGAAGUAAAAAUUACAGCUAGAGGAGAUGUUCACCAGAAGCUAGAAAAGGUCAUACAUCGGUUUCUCGAAGAGAAGUUUAGUGCCUUGCAAUGUGCGGUGUUUGAUAAGACUCUAGCAGAUCUCAAAACCAGAGUAGAGAAGAUUGAAUGUAGCAAGAGACAUAAAACUGUUCUUACUGAAUUACAGGCUAAAAUUGCAAGAUUGACAAAACGUUUUGGAGCUGCCAGAGAAGAUUCCAAGAAGAAAAUAGAAAAUCUACAAAGCACACCCCAUUCUCCAGGAAAAGCAGUGAGUGACACAGGUGGUAUCAACAAUGUGGCAUAUCGAAAUGCUGGCACAGUGAGGCAGAUGUUGGAGUCCAAGAGAAAUGUAGGAGACAGCACAUCAGCUACUUUUCAGUCCCCUGUGAAUACAGUAUCUGCUACUGUUACUACUACUCAGACACCAAACAGUGGACAUUCCAAACCACAGACACCAGUCACCUCUGCACCAUUGACUUCUGCAUCCUUGACAACAUCCGUUAUUCCUGCAGCUAACACCGCGACCGUUGUUGGCCCUGGCCAAGUGCCUGGUGGCAACACACAGCCAAUGUCUGUUUCACUGCAGUCUUUGCCAGUAAUAUUGCACGUACCUGUUGCAAUGUCCUCCCAGCCUCAGCUCCUGCAAGGCCAUACUGGUACCUUAGUUACUAACCAGCAAUCUGGCAGUGUUGAAUUUAUUCCUGUACAAAGCCAAUCUAGUGUUGGUAACCUGACCAAAACCCCACUGGCUCUGUCACCAGCUAAUUCAGCAAAACCAAACAAUAAUACUUCUCUACCUAGUUCUAGCAUUCAAAGGAACUCUCCAGCCAGUGUUGGCUGCUCAAUAGGGACAACUCUAGCAGUGCAGGCUGUUUCAACAGCACACCCUGUUGCACAAGCUGCAAGGACUACUUUAGCUACUGUGACUACUUCAGGAGUAUAUACUCCUCCCACCAAUAGGAGCGCCAUACAGAUGAAGAUCCCUUUGUCCUCCUUCAGCAGUCCAGCUCCUUCUGAAACAAGCAUUGUAGCAACACCUAGAGUUGAGAAUCAGAUGUCCAGGUUGCUACCAACUCCAACAACAACAGAUAAUCCAGCAAACAAGAAAACAUCAGAGGUUGCUUCACAGAAUGGCAAAGCCACAGCUAGUGCUGGAGCAGGAGUAAUAGAUCUCACGCUAGAUGAUGAAGAGGAUGGCGCUUCUCAAGAUAGCAAGAAGCAGAGCCAGUCUAGUGUAUCUGGUGUGGGCCAGUCAACCCAACCUGCAGCUCGUCCCCUGCAGCCAGUACAGACAGCCCCUCUUCAACAAGCAGGUGCAUCAUCAAGUGGCCUGUCUCAGACCACUAUACAUGUUCUACCAACAGCCCAGACAACUGUGAAUGUAUCCCAUCGCCCAGUGGCUCAAGCGACUGCCAGGCUUCCAGUACCAAGAGCCCCGGGUAACCACCAGGUGGUAUAUACUACUCUUCCUGCACCAUCAGGACAGAAUCCGGUGCGGACCACUGUCAUGCAGAGCCCUAGCUUAAGGCAGGUCAACCCCCAGGGUGCAGGUGUGACAGUGCGGGUGCCUCAAACAACUGCAUAUGUUGUUAACAAUGGUUUAACUUUGGGAACGGGAGGACCUCAGCUCACAGUUCAUCAUCGACCACCUCAAGUGCAUUCAGAGCCGCAGCGGCCUGUGCAUCCAGCCCCACUACCAGAGGCCGCACAGCCAUCACGCUUGCCUCCUGAAGCUGCCAAUACCUCUCUGCCUCAGAAGCCACACCUGAAGUUGGCUCGUGUACAAAGUCAGAAUGGCAUUGUGCUCUCCUGGAGUGUUUUGGAAGUGGACCGGAGCUGUGCCAGUGUGGAUAGUUAUCAUCUGUAUGCAUACCAUGAGGACCCCAGUGCCACUGUGCCCUCUCAGUGGAAAAAGAUAGGGGAAGUAAAGGCCCUCCCCCUACCAAUGGCCUGCACACUUACACAGUUUGUGUCUGGCAGCAAAUACUAUUUUGCAGUUCGCGCUAAAGACAUCUUUGGACGCUUUGGACCCUUCUGUGAUCCCCAGUCAACAGAUGUCAUUGCUUCCCAGAGCAGUUAAAUUUUAGACUUCAAACGCUUCCAUUCUCGUCCUAUAGUGGUGGAUUAUUCUGAUUUUGGGUUUAUUCUCAUGCAUGAAAUCCACUGUAAAAUCCCCUCUUCAGGAUUAUUUUGGACAGUUAUGUCAUACACUACAGAAUUUACAGCCCAAAACAAAAUAAAUUCUUAACCUGCAGUAAGAGAGCCUGCAUUUCUUAUGAAGUAUUGGGAGUACGAAGUGCUCUCCUCCUUCCCUCACAAUCACUUCCCUCUACCUGUUAAGUAGUGAUACACCAAGUCGGGAAUUUGGCUUCAUAGUGAUAUAUUUCAAAGGUCAAGAAUAUGAAAUGAUGGCUCAAGAGCAGGAUGAAGAAUUCAGUAAUCAGGUUAGAAGGAAGCCAGGAUUCAGGAUCUUGCUUUCUUUCAUUUUGUAAUGGUGACCAGUUUUAUCUUAAAGAAUGUCAUCUACUUAACAUGUGGCCAGUUCUUGAGGAAAGUGUGUGGGUCUGCUCAUUCAAGUGGGAAUCAGGGCGAGGAGAUAGCAGUGGUCAGGCUAGCUUAUAAAGUGCUCAUCCUCCAGGACCAGGGAACAUUUUGAAGCUGGACUGAAAAUAAGAUUGUUUAAAACUUCAUCUCCAUUUCCAGUAGCUUCCUAAUCCUCCUUUUAUGGUGUCCCCCCCCCUUUUUAAAGAAAGUUUACUUUGUGCCUUAAACAAUAAUUUCAAAAAUAAAUGCAGUUCUUUCUUCUUUUGCCCUUCAUCAUUUUUCAGUUCUUCUUGCUAGGUCCCAGAAUAUCAUAGCCUCUCCAAUAAGUAUAUUACUCAGUGCUUCUGAGUUAAUUACCAAAUCAUUCCAGUAGAUAUUUCAAUUUCUUAUUCUGAAUAAUCUGUGAUGAUGGGUUAAUAUUUACAUUAUUCGGCUUCACCACAUUCUUCUGGAGGAUUUAGUUGAUAUGUACUAGAAACUUGUCACAAAAGACAUGUGUGGUGUAAGAGGCCUUAUUCUCACAUAGACACAAAUACUUGGGGUACUGUGUAAGGCCAAUCUGAUAAAGCCUCCUGAUGAAAGCAAUCAAAUAUACUUUUUCAUAUGAUCUUUCAUCCUUUCAGUGGCUGAGUGAAGCCAAAAGUAUAGUGCCUCCACCUCCUUCCUCCACCAACAGCUAGUACCCACAACAGACAUCUAAGCCACAUCUGACAUGGACAUUGAAGAAAGCUGCACCAUGCCGUCUUCCAGAGGAAAGCACCACACAUCUGUUGUCUUCCUGGUUUAUCAGCUCCAGUUGUGGAGUGGGUAGCAGGUCUUCUCACUUAAUUGCCUGGCCAAGAUGCCAGCACCUUCUAUAACUUCUUUUUUUGAAGCCAGUAACGUUGAAAGUGAAAUGUAAGAUUAAAAAGUGGAAAAAACCUGAAGCUUGUUGAUGUUGUGUAUUUUGGGAAGACAGGGUCUUAAACUGUUCUUGUGGGAACAUAAGUAGAGUAAAAUUUCUUGCUGUUCUACAUAGGGUACAUCUUGUGUCCUUGUCUACCUUGUGUUCCUUUUGAGUGACAUAGAACAUUCCUCCAUAUAUUUUGGCUUCUCUCCCUAAUGGCUCUAGUUAAGAAUUGUUUUUGAGUUGUAUAGAUUUUACUCCUGUUGUAGAGGAAUUCCUGUGUUUCAAGCAUCAGACAUGGUACAGCAGUGGUGAUGCCAUUUUCAAAAACAGGAAUGCUUUGUCUGCCCAUUUGCUUGCAACUCACUAUUUGAAUCAAUCAUCAGUUUUCUAGGGUGCCCACUAUUGUGAUCUUUGUCUCAGUUUGUGGAGCAUGUAUUUAUUUAUAUCACCUUUAAUUUUAAUAAUUGUUGAUACUAAGAAAUAGGCUGCCGUUAGAAGAGUGCCCAAAAACUGUGGAAGGAGUACUUCAUUUAAAAGAUGCAUUUAAGUUAAGGGUAAGAAUGAAAACCUAAGGGCCCACCAGUCUGCUGUUAGUCCCAGUGAUCCCAUUUGUAUGUAGCCAAAGAUGUAGUUUAUUAUCUGCAUUCGGUCUUGCUGGGGAAAGUGGUCCUUCCUCUUGUAUUUUAUUGAACUUGGGCAAUAAAGGCAAGCCUGAGUGCAGGUGGAAGGGAAGUGCAUUUUAGGUAUAUAGCACACCUUUUUGGAUGGGGUACCUGGGACAUAAAUUUUAAACAAAGACAGAACAUUCAGGAACUUGUCAUGAAACAAAAACAGAUGCACACUGCCUCCAUAUAUUCAGAGGGAUCCUGUGUUGGGAAAAUUAUACCUUCAUUCUCUGUUCCUCUUACCCGUUAUCAGAAAGAUAGAGCAGAUAACAGCAAGAAGGAUUAUGCUUUUGCUUAGUGUUCUCUUUUCUAUCAAAAAGGAAUUCUAUGAAACAAGUGACAGGUGCACUUUUUUAAGUCCAAUGAGGAUUCUUCAAGUGAUAGUGUCUUCUGAUUUGUAAAGUCAAAUGGGGCCAUUUCCCUUUCAGACACAGCUGGAUGUGCCUGGCAAAUUAUGUACAGUAGUGCAACACAGAGUAAGGCAGAACAGAGACCUUCAACUGUGAUGUCAGAAAUUGCUCUCAGUUGGGAGCAUUAUCACAGUUCAUUUGGUGCUGUAUUUCUGAGUUUUUGCCCCAAAGAAGAGGUAAUAGGUUAUAGGUCUGAGAAUCUGGUUGCAACAGAUACUUUAAAAUAAUAUUUUCUUUCUGUCAGAGUAAUAUAAGGUAAACUAGAUUGCACAACACAAACCGGAGAGUUGUUAGACUUUUCAUCUGUGAUAAUUGUGCAGCUCACUUGGCACUUUGAAUACAUUAGUGGCUGGGCAAAGGAAAUGUUUUCUGAGGAUCUUACAAAAGAGAGAGCAAGGAAAAUGUAAGUGUCCAUAUUGUGCUGUGUCAGUAUUUUUUUUUCCAAUCCAGACUGUAAUGUAUGGCUGGGCCAUGCUUGAAAAAUCUGUUCUCUACUUUAUUAGAAAUGAAAUUGCAGUAUGUUUUAUCAUCUAUAUUUCAGCAAUGUUCUGUUCUCUGUCUUUAAUAAUUUGAUAAUCCAUCUUUUAGUUGGUUGAAAACUCAAUUUCAGAAAAAAGAACAGAAAAUUUGAUUGAUGUUCAAAAAUGAGAAAAUAGCGGGAUAAUUGCUGUUGCUACUAAAUUCCUAUUGAGGCUCUUAGUUAAUCUGCUUGUAUCUUCCAUUCUUUUUCUAAUAUUAGGUAGCCUUCUCAAGUAGAACCUCAAUAGAAGGUAUAAUUUGUGAGGGGCAUAUCACAUCAUACUUUCUAUGUUGACAACCUAAUAGAAGAUUGGACAUUGCGAAUCAUUGGUAAAUGUUGUAAGAACUUUGCACAUAGAAAGAUGUAAACUAUGUGACUCAAGGGUUAUUAAAGCAUCAAGAGUAGCUGUAGGCUGAAUUUUCAGUAUCUUUGGAACAAGGCUGUUUCUCUUGCAGGUUUAUCUUAUAUGCAAAAGACUCGGCGGGGGGAAACAGGACAAGGUUAUCAUCUGUGGGAGCAAGAAGAAGGCUGCUGCAACUAGAACAUGCAUUGUAUAUAAAUCACAUAGGCUUACCUUUUCAAUUGUUUCUUUGUCUAAAGAUUUGUGAUCCUUGAAAUCCACAUUACAUACAGAACCAGUGUGUCAGUAACUUUAAAGCUGGUUUCCUGAACAGCCAGUUACAGUAUUAGCUAGAACUGUAAUCACAAAACAGAACCAGGUUAGGGUGAUGCCACUUUAGAAUCCUUUAAUGUAUUGCCAUUCAAUCAAAGGCAAAGAUGUUCAGAUAUUGAGAAUAUUUUUUUGUGUUUGGAAACUGGGUGCCAGUGUUUUUGCAACACAGAGGAGGGCCUUCUAGUAUUGCCAAAGGCAACUUAUCCCAUCAUUCCUGUAACCAGUUUUAUGUUGCAAAUAAAAUGUACAAGUGAAUACGAAUACACAUUAAAAUGUGUUAUUUCAUCAUUGGGUUUAAAUAAUAUUUUAAAGCACAUGGAUAGAUUUCUUACCUUAUUGUUCUGGCUUUACCUGUCUGAAACAUAGUUUAAAUGCUGUCUUACACAGACAUUUUAUUUGUAAAUAGUAACCAGACAGCUAAAACUUGGAGUAUUUGUUCAGCAGUUUAUCAGGCACUGACAAAACUCCUACAAAAAGAGUUACAUAAACUUGCACUCUGAUUUCAUUUUAAUUCUGCAGAUAAAUGUGUAAAUAACGAUAAUGUGGGACAUACCAAAAAGUCCAGAAUUAAGCAGGGCAAUGGCAAGUUCUCCCUAACUUUUGUAUGCAUUGUAGAUUAGUGUCUGUAUACGUGUUAAUUGUAGUGGGGUUUUGUCUUGACAAGCCUGAGAUUUAUACUUUGAAAUAAACUACUGGGUUUUUAA
Molecule: messenger RNA, 7989 nt
Organism: Pogona vitticeps (central bearded dragon)
Lineage: Eukaryota; Metazoa; Chordata; Lepidosauria; Squamata; Agamidae
Gene: ATF7IP
Product: activating transcription factor 7 interacting protein
Biological process (GO): regulation of DNA-templated transcription
Cellular component (GO): transcription regulator complex; nucleus
Molecular function (GO): transcription coregulator activity; protein binding
Source: RefSeq, a predicted model, not a curated record